Messenger RNA from Linum trigynum, 3387 nucleotides. The record is from the annotation of a GenBank genome assembly. NCBI's taxonomy places the organism in Eukaryota, Viridiplantae, Streptophyta, Magnoliopsida, Malpighiales, Linaceae.
UUCCUCCAUCUCUGUUGCUACUUCUUGGUUUCACACAUUCGAGAUAUUGAAGUGCCAAGGUUUAAGGGGUUAGUUGGUUGGGCAAUCGAUCACUGUGUUGAGACUGUUGGAUUGUUCUCGUAUGUGUUCUUUCAAUCGUUCGAUUGAAUGUGAGGACAUUUUUUUUGUAUUGGAUUGUUCUUGUAUGUGCUUUUUCAAUUGUCGAAUUGAUUGUGAUGUCAGUUUGUUUUGUACAUAUGUUAGCUUGCGAUACAUGAAGGAUAUGGAUGAUUGAAGUUGUGAAAUGUGGGGAACUGGGGAUCUAUAAUAUACUUGUGCUAUAUGUUAAUGUAGACAUUUAAGGUAUAGAAUUCACACCAAAAUUAAAUUUUUUUUUUUGUGGGAAACUUACUCAAAAUUAUAAUGAUACAAUUUCUACGAGAAAAUAGGUUCGAAUUCGAUUAUAUGUUAGGCGACUAGGCCUGAGCCUCGAGGCUGGCAGGUGUUAGUUGUUAAUAGCAAGUGAGUCACACCCUUCUUGCUUAAAGUGAGGACGACUAGGGUUAAGCAGUGCUUCAGACAGGUUGGCUUUGCGCCGCGUCCCCUUGUAGACUGCAAAAUGGCUUCAGAGAUGGGUGACUUUCAGAUUCUAACUCUUAAACAUAUUUGAGAGUGUGGGAGGCUUGUAUGCAAUAGGUGUAAAUUGGAAUUUUAGGAAUUGUUAUUUUGGUUGUUUUUUUUAGUAUGGAGACUUUCCCUCUUAGCCAAAGCUCAAACUAUAUCAAUAUACUAGUAUGCUGUUAUUGAAUUUUUUUAUCGAUUAACAAUUAGCCGAUUAGUCGGUUAAAAGUUAAUCACUAAACAAAAUACAACUAAUUGAAACCAAACCACUAAAACAUUAUCGAUUAUCGGUUAACAAAUCAUCACCGUUAUCGGUUCGAUUAUUAGUUAAAACCAAUUACCGACUAAACCUAAUUAAAAUCACGGUGGAUUGCAAGAUAUUUAUAUUUUGCUGUCUGUACUCUACUCUGUAACAGUUUGUCGUCCCCGCCGGGUCAGUGGCUAGAAUGAGUGGAUAUUUCCGCAUCAAAAAAGAAAGAUUCCGCUUUUGUGCUGGUUUUAAAUUGUUUUUCUAUGGCGCUCCCCCAAUCCUUUGCUAGCUUAGGCCCCACACCAUGGGCAGCACCAACCACUCGUUUCGAUCGUUACCUUCAAUCUUCAUCUUCUUCCCCGCACUCCCACUCAGUACUCUGCACUACCAGAGUCUGUCUGUACCCGUGAGAAGCUGAUAAUCGAAAAUUUUAGCUCAACCCUUACAAAAAGUUGAAACCUUUGUAUUGCCAUCUGCUCCCGUUAUAAAACUCUAGGCUUCUCCACCUCCCAUCAGUACCCCCAAAAGCGAGGAACAGCUAGAAAGUAGAGAGAUUGACGCAGUUGGGACUUGGGAGCUGUUAAACAUCAGAUCUCUCUCCGGGCUUGCAAUGGCGGAGCCGAAGAAGUACAUUUCGCAGCAGGAGCUCGCCAAGCACAACAAGGCGGGAGAUCUAUGGAUCUCUAUACAGGGCAAGAUCUACAAUGUCACCGAUUGGACCAAAACCCACCCAGGAGGCCAGCUCCCGCUGAUGAAUCUCGCCGGCCAGGACGCCUCCGACGCCUUCCUCGCUUUCCAUCCGGGCACCGCCUGGAAGCACCUCGACAGGUUCUUCACUGGCCACCAUCUCCAAGACUACACAGUCUCUGAGGUCUCCAAAGAUUACAGGAGGCUGGUAGCUGAGUUCUCGAAAUUGGGGCUUUUCGAGAAGAAAGGGCACGGCGUCCUAAUUUCGUUCGUCGUAAUGGCGGUGCUGUUUGCUAUGAGUCUCUACGGCAUCCUCUGCAGCGACAGCACUUGGGUUCAUUUGCUUUCUGCCGGGAUGUUAGGGUUUAUGUGGAUACAGAGCGGCUGGCUCGGGCACGAUUCUGGACAUUACCAGAUAAUGGCGACCCGCCGGCUGAAUCGGGUUGCUCAGCUGCUGGCUGGGAAUUGCCUUGCUGGGAUAAGCAUCGGGUGGUGGAAAUGGAACCACAAUGCCCACCACAUUGCCUGCAACAGCCUAGAUUUCGAUCCGGAUCUGCAGCACAUUCCGUUCUUCGCCGUCUCUUCCAAAUUGUUCAGCUCAAUGACGUCUCAUUUCUACGACAGGAAGCUGAGCUUCGACCCCGCCGCGAGGUUCCUGGUGAGUUAUCAGCACCUGACAUUUUACCCUGUGAUGUGCUUGGCCAGGAUCAAUCUGUUUGCGCAGUCGUUCGCUCUGCUGCUGUCCAAGAGAAGGGUGCCCAACAGGGUUCAAGAAAUCGUUGGCCUAAUUGUGUUCUGGAUUUGGUACCCUCUGCUUGUUUCUUGCCUGCCCAAUUUCGGGGAGAGGCUGAUGUUCGUGGUGGUGAGCUUCGCGGUCACUGGGAUUCAACAUGUUCAGUUCUGUCUCAACCACUUCUCCUCCAGUGUCUACGCCGGGCCACCUACUGGGAACGAUUGGUUCGAGAAGCAAGCGAAGGGGACGCUCGACAUAUCGUCUCCGUCUUGGAUGGAUUGGUUCCAUGGUGGAUUGCAGUUUCAGGUGGAGCACCAUCUGUUCCCUCGCCUGCCGAGGUGCCAGCUUCGAAAGGUGUCUCCAUUUGUUCAGGAGCUCUGCAAGAAGCACAACUUGCCCUACAACUGUGCCUCGUUCUGGAUGGCGAAUGUCUUCACCUACAACACACUCAGAGCCGUCGCGUUGCAAGCCAGGGACGUCUCCAAUCCUAUUCCAAAGAAUCUGGUGUGGGAAGCUCUCAACACUCAUGGUUGACGAUGGCAUGGGGGGGAUCUCUGAAGCUUUUUUCUGGAAUGUUUUCGGCUUCUGCGGCUCGAUGUAUUUGUUCCCCUGUGUGGCUGUGGCAUUGAUUCUUGCAUUUGGUUGUGUCACUUUGUACGCACGCUUUGGUUUUGUUGAUGUAAUGUGCUGAAGAUUUGUUCAUUCAGCUUUAGAAGAAUAAACUAUUUGCAGCUCUUGUACUCUGGGUCACCAUCAUGAACUUGUGACCUCGCGAUGUAAUGAUUUCAUUUAUGUUAAGGAGCCUUUUCAAAGGGGUUUAGGUACGGUCAAUUUCUUUCAAUUUGGUAUGCUUUUGAAUGCAACAUUUUGAAUAGGAGGUAUUUUGAAAAGAAAUGCUUGCAUUAUUCUAACUCGUUUGGAAGUUGUGAUUUCAAAUGGGGCAUUGAGUGAGCUAAUUCAUGUAUUUGUGAGAUUAAGUCGUUUUUUUUUUUUGCUUAUAUUGAACCAUAAUACAUGCAUUUACUUUUUGGAGGCACCACCACAAUCACUCAAAAUUGAGGGAUUAACAAUCUCUACUUUUUGUUGAGAUUCUUCACAAUAAUUCAAAAUUAAAUUU